This is a messenger RNA of Pestalotiopsis fici W106-1, 396 nucleotides long. RefSeq names its product 60S ribosomal protein L32. The record is from RefSeq and is a predicted model, not a curated record. The transcript has 4 exons. NCBI's taxonomy places the organism in Eukaryota, Fungi, Ascomycota, Sordariomycetes, Amphisphaeriales, Sporocadaceae. Bases 1 to 396 code for a protein of 131 amino acids. Gene Ontology annotation, cellular component: cytosolic large ribosomal subunit; ribosome. Gene Ontology annotation, molecular function: structural constituent of ribosome. Gene Ontology annotation, biological process: translation.
AUGGUUUCCGCAAAGAAGCACGUUCCCAUCGUCAAGAAGCGCACCAAGAGCUUCCGUCGCCACCAGAGCGACCGCUUCAUGCGCGUUGACCCAUCAUGGCGCAAGCCCAAGGGUAUCGACAACCGUGUCCGCAGACGUUUCAAGGGUAACCAGGUCAUGCCCUCGAUCGGUUUCGGUUCCAACAAGAAGACUCGCCACAUGAUGCCUUCCGGCCACAAGGCUUUCCUCGUCAGCAACACCAAGGACGUUGAGUUGCUGCUUAUGCACAACCGCACCUACGCCGCAGAGAUCGCCCACAACGUUUCGUCGAGAAAGCGUGUCGAUAUCAUCUCUCGCGCAAAGCAACUGGGUGUCAAGGUUACCAACCCCAAGGCAAAGGUUACCACCGAGAUCUAA